Spirometra erinaceieuropaei is the source of this 17331-nucleotide messenger RNA. The record is from the annotation of a GenBank genome assembly. Lineage: Eukaryota; Metazoa; Platyhelminthes; Cestoda; Diphyllobothriidea; Diphyllobothriidae.
AUGGUUCGUUUCUGGCGCGAUGCACUUUAAUCGACAUCUUGUUUGUCAUGUGGUCCUUAUAGCUUCUUUUCGCUUACUUUGAUAGUUGAGUAUUUCUGACCCCUUGGCCUCGACCAGGUCAUUUUUUCCAUUAAUAAGUACCUGCGGUUCGAAAUAUGGCUUAAAGUUCUUUAACUCAUGUUGUCACUUUCUCAAGGCACACUUUCUAAUAUGAUACCAACAGUUAACUCGACGUCUGCUUAAAAAGCCGGAACCUCCUUGACCACUCACAUCCGAGUUGCUAAUGGCCGAGACUCUGUUAACGUUAACAUCAACGGUGCGGUGUUUAUGACUGACCUGACAUUUCAUCAUAAACUUUGCUCGCCAUCUUCGUUAUACCGCGUGACCUAUUCCUCUACGCAGAAGAACUCUUAGAAUUGACUAGGUAGGUAGGGUUGAUCGGCUGUCGGUCGAAGUGCCAUAACUCAAGUACCUCACUAUUCCCGCGAUUAUCGCAUCGCGAGAGUCACAGUCUCAUUGGAUGAGCUGCAAUUGGAGAAUUGUAGCAAUUUUCUCUCUUAUUACCGAUGCUUGUCCGGCCAUCCGCGUCCAGGGGUAACCCUUCUCGCUCCCCGGUCUAGUUGGCUUACCAGUAGUAUCACCAAAUCGACAGCGAUCCCAGGUUUUUUGCCAUUCUUUCGGGUUGUUCGGUCCCACUGCCUUUUGCCAAUUGGCUGCCUCUGACCAGUGUGUAACCGCAACGCGGAGUGGCAUAUGAAUUCGGCUGAUGGCUUCCGAGUCGUUUUUGACGUCAAGGCACCCUCACCAAAAUGUAGGUCCGCCAUGAUUUUUCUCUCGCUCCCUCUUUUGCAUGCAUUGGAUUUACGAAGUUCCCUGGGUAGCAAUUAGUUCCGAGCGUCCGUUUGUCCAAAGAUGCCACUAGAGCACUCUUCGGCAACUGCAGCUGAUUGUGUGGUUGUGGUUGAGGCUCAGUAUUUCCGUCGUAUCUCUCGCAUUGACUUUCAGGCCUUACAUCAGUUACCAGGCCCUCUCGCGUGUAGUGGCAGGUCGCCAUGUCACAAUGCCGCCUGGACUUGUAAGCUUUUUAUAGAUGACCGACUCUGGUCGAUUCCCUGCACAUGACGCCACUGCACGGUCUUUGACUACUAUUCUUCAGACCUGAACGCCCGUUCAUUUCGCAUCAGACCUAUUGAGGUUGCUCCGCUAUCCGCCGCCAGUGAAUGAGUCGGGUAGCCAACAGCUUGAUUAACAGUAAGAUCUCGCUUUCCCACGGCUCUUAACGUUCAUGUGUAACCGAAAAUAAUUUAGGCCGGUUUUGGCUGCAUAAACUGUUAGGCAAGUCCCUCCUGCCAUACGUCGUUGACCGGCAACUCCCCACAUGCUCGUAAUCUGCUGCCGUGCCUCUGUACUUAGAAAGGGUAUUCCUCAGUACUGACCACGUCAUCCCAUUUUCGGCCUCCUAACACAUCGCCAAACAAUCCAGUCUAAUUUUGCUGUCAAACCAUUGAGACUAACAAUACUAUCUACGUCAUAUUCUCGGGGCCUCGUAGCUCAGGUGGUUAGAGCGUUGGCCCUACUAAAGCUUUCCCCUUACCGUUGUGUUUUUGCAUCCCACCGAAGCGCCCAGUUUCUCACAGUUGGGUCAAUAUGAAUUGAAAAGUCAAUUUGGCAAACACGUGUUUUCGGUAACUCUUCAUCAGGCCAAAGCGGGUACAUAGAAGUUUAAUUUAUGCGAAGUUACAUGGCUUAUAAGUGAUUCGGGGACAAUCAACAUCCAUCGUUCCCACGCCACUCGUAUGACAAAGCGUGCUAUGGCGUGGUCGGCGUGUCGUGGUCAUUGGGUCAAGGGCGCGAGGGAGAGUGGGACAUAGGCUGCGAGUAAUGUUAGUACGUCGGGUACGUUGUGCACACACCCUGCCAUCAGGACGUUGGGGUCGGCGUUGGCCACGGAAGACAGAGCGCUUGUGUCAGAGUCUUCUGACAGUAUAGCACUGGAUUGGCUAACCGUAUAGCCAUUGCCUCGGCCGUAACUAGCACCCGUUAGCGUAGGCCUCUGGAGAAGCUUACUGGUGUCCGGUAGACAACCUGAAAGGCUUCUUUGGCAUCGACUCGGUGAUUCCUAUCGACAAGAUGUGCGAGAAUAGAACUCGAGCUCGAUUUCUUUUCACCUUUGCCCAGCCAGGCCGGUAUGUGUUCACGUACUCUCCUUUCCAAGUGCCUCUUUGUACGGCCAGUGUAUCCCGCUCCACAGGAGCUAGUGAAUGAGUAAAUACAUAUCGAUGUGGCCUGCAACGGGAGUCGAUCUUUACCUCCCAAGCGUAGGAGGGGAGAGUUAAUGAAACAUACACGUAAGUUCGCCGCGGGGAAAGCGCUAGUGAUCGCUGUCUUCAGACAUCUUCUUACUAGGUCACUUGCUGCGUCCCCUUGAAAAGGCAGUCUUAUAAAUAAGUCCUUCUUUUCUGCAGUUACCGUGGUGGGCUUUGCACUGCGCUCCUCUAUAUUUCGGAGGAUUAAUCUUUCUGGGUAUCCGUUUUUGUGGAGUAUAUCCCACAGCUGAUGUAGUUCUGCGUCAACGGUCUCAGGAGAGCAGAUACGUCGCACUCUAGCUGCCAAUCCCUGGACCAAAUUGCGUUUAAUAUUGAGGGGAACAAUACUGUGAAAAUUAGUGUAUUGUCCCGUCCAGGUUUUCAUUCGGAAUACCCUACGUUGGAUAGACCCAUCCUCUUGUCUGUGCAGAAGAACAUCGAGGAACGCGAUUUCAUUGUCUGCCUCAAACUCUGCAGAGAACGUUAGCGAGGGGUGUGGAUUGUUGAAUUCAACAACGGGUGCUAGCUACAGUCGAGGCAGUAUCUAUACGGUUAGCCAAUCCAGUGCUAUGCUGUCAGAAGACUCUGACACAACCGCUCUGUCUUCCGUGGCCAACGCCGACCCCAACGUCCUGAUGGCAGUGCGUGUGCACAACGUACCCGACGUACUCACAGCCUAUGCCCCCUCUCCCUCGCCCUCUUGACCCAAUAACCACGACACGCCGACCACGCCAUAGCACGCCUUGUCAUGCGAGUGACGUGGGAACGAUGGAUGUCAAUUGUCCCCGAAUCACUUAUAAGCCAUGUAACUUCGCAUAACUUAAACUUUUAUGUAACCGUUUUGGCCUGAUGAAGAGUUACCGAAAACACGUGUUUGCCUAAUUGAUUUUUCAACUGUAACACGGGAAUAUUCGCUGAACUUAGACAAUUCAAUAUGAACUAUUCAAAGUCUGCCAAAAUGUCUAUCGAUAAUCAUAUUCUGUUGUCUCUAAUUGGCGCUUGGGGACAUUUUGUUGCGGAACCACUCCUGACUCCAUCUGCUCUGAAUUCAGAACUGAAUUAAAAGAUUGGAGCGAGCAGUAGCUGCCGUUUAGAAGAUACUAGUUGUAUAGCUAAAAUCAAUGCCUUUCAGCUGACGUAGUGGUCGGGGAGAAUAUCUUUGACCAUCAGGGUGCUUUGCACAACCCGGGACACUGCUCAUCAGCACUUCUGUUGUUUCCUCCUUCGUCUCCUAAACAGUAAUUGGAAAGUUCCUUUCAUGCCUCGUGUUUUUUUGGCUGUGAGCUCCCUGUGUUAGUCGCCUUGCCAAGUGGCUACCUGGGAGAGAACUGCACCACACCAUUGCUUUUAGCUUUCUUUUAUUGUCUCUGAGGCCAUAGUCACGUCCAUUAUCACCGAAGGAGUGCUGUCAUGGCCCUACAGGACCUUUAGGUCUGUGCAGGGUCACAGUACCUUCUGUCGUAUUCUCUUCUCGUAGGUAUAAAACCUUUUCCUGGUCUUUUUACCAUGGUUUCGUUGUCACCGACUCUUUCGCGCUGGUAACUUCUCAUAGUUGUUUUACCGAACCCCGUUGAAUUUCUGCCCACAGACAGACGAAGUGUCUUGCAAGCUGCAGCAGUACAAGGAGAAGACAAAAAUCGAUGGGGAGAACCUGGUACGAACGGUCUUCCCCAAACGCGUCUUCGAGAUGGAACAGCUCCUCUCUUCAAAGUUGUACAGUAUGUGUAAGUCGCUUGCUUUUCUCCCCUUCAAUGCGUGAUGCAGUCGCAUGCUUGUUGACUUGAUCGUAUUGCGAUUGUUGUGGCUUCGAUGAGGUUGGUGCGAGACAAGGGGCCUUUUUGGGUAGCAUCGACAGGCGGGACUUCGUUUUUGUUUGUAGUUAAUGGAUGUCUUUUCUACUGGUAUUCAUCGUGGCCCUAUGGCACCGUUGCAGACUGGUGACCUGAUUACAUGGCAAUUGAAGCGUUGGGCUAUUAACUAUCUCCUUUCGGGCUGCUAGGCUUAUCUAUAGAAAAUAUAAAAUUCUAAGCAAAGGGACUGCAUAUCAAUCAACGAUGUUUUCUCUUUACUGUUUACGACAUCUCCCUAUCUUUCAGUCAGUUUUUUAUUGGCAUUUCCGCAAACAAAACUGCAUUUCCUGGUGUUGGGAUAGCUUUCGAGCCAUUUUUGAGGUUUGCAUCGUUGUUGAACGUAACGCCACCCAUUUGGUUCUAAAGCGACCGAAAAAUUAAAGUCUGACAGAAGGAAGUCGGGACUGUAGGGUGGAUGUGACAAAACAUCCCAGGUGAGUUAUUGCAUAGUCAUUCUGUCGAGUUGAGUCGUGCGAAGUCGGAUUGUUUUUGUUUAGUAGCUUCCAGUAAACGAUGUGGUUGUAUUGCUUUUGUUUUUGUUCACCGUGUGGCUUGCUCGAGCUUUUCGGAGGAAAUUGCGUCCUCCUAAUCCCACCGCACGCCAAUCAUGGUCUUCCGAAGAUGAGAAUCCCUCCUCAGCCGAGGCGUUACACAUUCAUCGCGACUCACCAACCUUGAAACCUCAAUUGGAGGCGAAUAAAGCAGGUGUCGAAAAUGCUCGUUUUUCUAAACUCCACACGUCAUUGCUUAGGCAUAUAAAUUUAGUAAUACAAAAUUUUACGAGAAAACACUGACAGUGGCCACGUAGAGCAGAAGAGAUUGCUAUCCAGUACUAGGUAGCAUUUGCCGUAACAAGGCAACUUGAUGGGGAAAAUCCAUUUUUAAAGAACUUAAGACCCAUUAGACAACCCAGUAUAUGAACAAUGUCCGGAGAUCCCUCAGAAUAUGGUUUUCGUUUUUGAUACGACAACUCAGCGCUUUUCUGCACCACUUAAAAAUAUUCUAAAUCCCAAGCUGCGUUCCUACUGAUGUCUUCUGACCCCUAAACCUUGUCCAAAAGUAGCCUAGCUUAGGUGUCAUGGUUCCGCCUGACGUUCAAGUUGCGUUCAGACCUCCCAUAACCUCGGUCUCAAAUUGGAGGUAGGACUGGAUUGCUACGACAGUCUUGAUACGUACGCCUUCCUUCCUAUGCGAAUUUUUACAAAGACUCAAAGGACCCUCCAUGAACAAAUGAGUGAGUUCCAAUUUUACUCGAGACGGGUGCUUACUUAUGUAGACUUACUGAGUGUAGACUUUCGCCGCACUUAUUGCACUCGAUCCUCCACCUUUACCUGGGCCCAGUGUCAGGAAAGAGUAGAACAGACCUGAGGCGGGAGGGCUCAGGUCGGUGGCGCGGCCGAGCCCGCACCAUGGUGCUCCACUCUUACUUGCUUGUACUUGAUACGGCUGCGAUACUGCCUGAUCUAGCCGGCCUCGAUGAUGUCACGAACUGCACCUCUCCUCGCUUGACGAUCCGCGGCAGCAGAUCUGGACAGCUCAACCCGUUCCCUUCGCCAACGACGUAGACCGGAUGCCUAAGGUCCAAGAAUCACCUCCAUGUCUUGACGAACUGUGUCAGGCCAGGUUUUGAACUAACUCCCUCUUCGACGCCUCCAAUGGGGCAGCGGUGCCGGAUCAAGGGCAGUAACACUGAGCUUCUGAGAUGGACGAAGAAGAACAUGCCCGAACCACCUCAGUCGUCUUUCUUGGAUGGCCUGAGUCAUUCUUGCGAUUUUGUCGCAGCGAGCUCGGACUGUCUCAUUUGAGGCGUAGUCGGUCUACUUCACUCGAAGGAUGGUCCUCAAGCAGUGGUGGUCAAAUACCUCCAGUUUUCGCUGGCCCUCCACGCACAAAGCCCAGCAUUCACAAACGUAGAGGACAGACCGGUCAGGUGCACGGUACACGCGAAUCUUAGUGGCGAUGGAGACGUUGUGGCGGUCAAGGAUGUGAGAUCAACUUAAACCACGCACAAUAAGUUAGCUUCGUCUAAUGUCAGAAGUCAGGUAUCCGUGAGGACUAGUUUAUUCUGUACACAGGACAGGCUGCCGUAAGUUGGCUGUUUGCUUGCAACAGAGAUAAGCGUCCGUUCACGGAGAGCGUCAGUCGCGGUGUGUGUUUACGCGGGCGUGAGUGUCUGGGUCAGCAGGAGGGGUGAAUGACUGUCUGAGUGGUGGUCGUGUGAUUGGACAAAUUAGGGGAGGAAUGGAGGGCGCAUACUCACAAGGCCUCGCGGGAAUCAAGCCAAAACGUACGACGCGCGUUAGGUGAUACUAGUUUGUGAGGGCAGCCGGGGGUCACUGCAGCUGGACAGGAGGUGCCCCAGUUCCAGUCGCCAGGGGUUGUCGUGUGUCAGCGGCCUGUCAGUGCUUGUCGCGGCCAUCGACCGACAAAACGGAGCCGGAGAAAAGGGGGGGGCUGGAGCGGCUGCUACAACGUCACGUCGGAUCCAUAGGCGUUUCCGUUUCACCAUGAUGGCCAAACAUUGCAGUUUACUCUACAUCGUUGACAGAAGCCACUGUCCCCCAGAACAGGGCACAUUCCGGCAUCUGAAUUGGCAGUUUACUGUGUGCAGGUUGAAUAGGUUAAUACACGCGAAGAGGUUGAGUAGGCUUCAGUCUUGGUAAGAGAAUGCAAAAUAAAGGCCAAAGUCCGCUUGUAGAAGUGAGCUUCCGUGUCCGUGUGCGGAAUGUAUGUCCACGUGCGUGUCAGUUGGGACAUGUGUUGGAGUGUUAAAUAGCCACACGCUGAUUGGCUGGGAUUUCAUGGCGCUCGUGAUUAACUGCCACCAACUCUUGCGUCAACCGUGGUGCACUCGCUCGAGAUGGAAGUUAGUCAUACAGGUCAGCAUGACUGACACAAAGCGGUCGGUCUGAUGGGUAAGUCGACGUCUCAACGGGGCGUGGCUGCCCAGUGUAUGCCGAUCAGCAACGUGCAGGUGUGAAUCUACACCCCUUCCUGUUUUGUUCAAAUAUUCCCUAGCACAAUGGGCAGACGUGAAUCUCAAUUUUCUUUGGUAGGGAGCGCUCACCGAUCGUUCUUACGGAACUCACUCGUUUCGUUGUGUCUGACGGGUUCUCUCUCUCGAGCCCAACCAGCAGCCGCACAGCGGCCCAUGAUGUAGGCAGCAUGUUAUUACCGACGAAGACAAUGGAGACUGGAAUGGCCAUUUCUUGCUUAUCAGCCGUCGUCAGACAGUCAUACCCAACCCCGAAGUGUGGAACACCCGAGGCUCGAACUCGCGACCUGUUAGUUAGAAGUCCACGCCUCUAACCACUGGACCACGAACCCGUUGCCCUGUCGGUUUCGAUCGGGAAUAUAAAAUGGUAGGGGAGCCAGUGUUUAGAGGCGUGGGCUUCCUAACUAACAGGUCGCGAGUUCGAGCCUCGGGUGUUCCACACUUCGGGGUUGGGUAUGACUGGCUGACGACGGCCAAUAAGCCAUAAAUGGCCAUCCCAGUUUCCCUUGUCUCUGUCGGUAAUAACGUACUCCAUUUUCUUCCCUACGCAACUCACUCAGAUCUUCAUGGUUUUAGUCCUCCAAAGUUCCCUUUCCACCUCCUUCGUGGUACUGGCAUUAAGCCUUACCAGUUACCUGUCGGAGGUUUUGUGAACCAGAACGACACUAAGCUCACUCUACACAGGAGACGACAAUAAUGUGAGCCGCGGGCAGCCCGAUGCUUGAUUUAUUUUCACCUGGAUCGGUCAAUAAACAUAACUAUCCUCACCCAGUCGGUGUAGCCUUAGGACCGCCUCUACCGAGUAACAUCGAGUUUGUGACGCCCGAAUGAUCAGUAUUCAGAUGAACGGCACUUCAAAUCGAAUCUGCCAGAUCACUUCGUCUGCAAUUAUUAGGGUGGUUGUUCAACGAUCGCGUACGACUGCACUAAAUCACACUUCAUACCUCUCCAUUUCUUUUUUUGGAUGAUGGACCGAAACAUGGGUCUGAUCGAGCGCGGUCACCUCGGGCGUGCAAGACCUGCUAGACUAUCAAGACGCGACUUGUGAAUUACGAAAGGGGAUUUGUUAAGGUUUGUCAGUGGUGACUGUCGAUUGGAGCGAAUGGGCGAUUUCCAGUUCAGAAGAAUGAGCUUCAAUCGCGGGAACAAGAAGUUUACUGCCCGGACGCUUCCGAUUCUCUCUCUAAACUGCCAUCAGGGACAGUCGCAAAUCAGGGUACUACUGGCACAAGGAGCGCAAUUAUGUAUAGGACGUAAAUUUCAUGCAAGUACAUGCCUAGUUUUUUGUGGACAAAGCAACUACGUUGGAGAAACUGGGAGAUUACUCCGUACGCGAAUUGUUGAGCACGCGGUAGCAGUGAGGCGGGGAGACGCUAGCUCUCAGGUGGCGGCUCAUUCGACGGGACCCGGCCAUAUUUUCAAGUUUCCAGAGACCGAAAUCCUCGCAAGGGGUGACAACCGCGUGAGCCGCGAGCUGCUUGAGUCGUGGUCCUCAGGCCCGCAAUCCAUCAACAAGCGCAAUGACCUCCUGGUACCAUAUUCCCUGCUGAAAUUUUCCCUGGGCAGGGGAAUCAGUCACGUGGGAAGGGCGCGGGCGAGCAAUUAUCCCAGUGACAGUGAGCCAAUUUGCCGGGCAAUCGUCACACUAGUAUCCAGCACGGAUGACGAAAUCACGGCUAUUAACGACUCGGACGUGGACUGACAAGGCACCAUCGCAUCAAUUACGACUGCAGCGGUGAUUGCGAGAUCUGUUAAUUACGGUACGCAUAUGGUCCCACGGUAGCCACAUGCUAUAAAUACUGCACCCCUUGUGCCACCAUUACCCGUAUCCUCGACUGUCUCUGAUAAUGGGUGAGAGUGAUAAUCCGAAACUUCAGGCCAAUAAAUUCCUUCUUCCAGUGAUCUCAUCUUCGUCUUCUGAACUGCUACCUGGGACUCACCUGUUCGCUUCUAUCAGCUACAUGCCUAGUAUAAUUAACUGGCAUUCACCUUCAUCGUUGGGGUACGUAUGUCAUGCAAUGAUUGCUUGUUAGUCGCCGUGAUUUUGUCAACGUUGCUGAAUCUUGUAAUGACUAUUACUCAGAAAUCAGACUUGCUGUCACUGGAACUGAUGGUUGCUCGUGCCCUCCCUGCGCGGCCACUUGCUUUGCACAGGGGAAGUCUUGACACAGUCAUUGAAGCGGGAAGUUAUCAAGCUUGCUAAUCGACUGCAGGCUGGAGAAUCAUAACUCAAGCAGCUCAGGGCUCGCGUGGUUGCCUCCUCUCGCGAGAAUUUCGGCCUCGCCAGACUUGAAUUUGUGACCGGGCCCCGUCGAAUGAGCUACGACCUGAGAGCCAGAGUCAUUCUUCAUUGUUGCUGCAUGUUCCGCCAUUCGUGUCCGUGGUAAUCUUCCACUUGACUCGAUGUAGUUGCUUUGUCUGCAACUGCGCCAGGUCCGAUUAACGACCUCAGACGUUUCUUGCUGUGGCAGUGGGUCUUUUGGUCUCAUUACCUAGUCCCUCGCAGUUGCCUCCUGUCUGUGUUCAAGCUCAACCUCAAGUGGUGCGAUAAGACAGCUGAUGACCUCCGAGACGUUCUUUACAGAAACGCUCACCAAAAUGUCGGUUUGGUGCGAUUUGACCUCGCGCCUUGUUUAGAUGUGCGUCGGAUAUCCAUUUGCCUUUAAUAUCCGUUUAAGGUAUUGUACUUUGGCAGUCUUGUCAUCCAGUUCACUGCAGCGCAUCUUAACACCCCCCCCCCAUUAAGGCUGGCUGCUAAAUAUGCUAGGCAUCUAGUUGCAUGGUAAUUACGUUCCCUGUGCCUGCAUUUCUCCCAUCCGCGGCUGUCGCUGAUAAUGAGUUCGCCUGUGAAUCCGAAACGUCAAGCCAGUUAAAUUCGUGUUCCAACCAUCGCAUCUCCUUCGUUUGAACACUGGCUGCCUUCUUCACUUACCUACUCAUGUCAUCUCUUACAUUUCGGCAGACUGGUUUUUUUUCCUUUUUAAGACUCAUUUUUUCAACAAACAGGUUUCUCCGCUAUAUUUGUUUAGCUUAUAACCAGUAGAUGAGAAAACGAAACAUUACGCUGAUUUUUGGCUGUCUUCCCUUGCACAGCCCCCUCCUCUGUGUUCCAGAAAAUCAACCUGCCGCAACCUACUGGCCAGGCCGAGGGCGAUGUCGCCGCCUCGACCCAUGACGCUUCGAGCAAUGGUCCGGUGUUUGGGUCCCCCGUCUAUACCUUCCCCGGCGGCAGCGUACCCUUCAAUAACCACAUUCGGGAAAUGAUCGAGGUAGGUGCCAGGCCUGACAGCAAUCCUUUUAACUGUUUUCACACCUAUAUCCUCUGUCAAGUAGUCUACGUCGCCCCUCCCUUCCUUCAAGUUGCAGGUUAGUUACUUCGUACCGUCGUGUGACUGAAGUUGACACUGCCACACGCCACUGGGGUGUAGUGCUAGCUUGCAACAGUUCCGCUAUAUUUUAUUGAUUUACCUUCGUUGACGGGUGCGGAUGAAGCCUUUCGGGGUGUGUAUGACCAUCCAGUACUGAGAAAUUUCAAUAACUGAGGCAGUUUGGUAAAAAAAUUAUAAGUUGACGCGGUGAGAAACGCCUGCUGCUUCUCUGCCAUGUUGUUUGCAUGAGAAUUUACUAUCACAAAAGUUCUCCUAGUAAGGACAUUUUGUGCAGCACAAACGCCCUACGAACUUGUUUUCCUAAUCAUGCAUUCAUACUGACCCAACUGUGAAAAACUCGGCGCCUCGGUGGGAUUCGGACCCACGCAGUAAGGGUAAGGCUUUGGUAUAGCCAACACUCUAACCAUUCGAGCUACGAGGCCCCGCCGGACGAAGCGAGUUUAAUCACAUUUGAGUCGCGUCGUCCGGCGGGGCCUCGUAGCUCAAGUGGUUAGAGUGUUGGCUGUACUAAAGCCUUCCCCUUACUGCGUGGGUUCGACUCCCACCGAGGCGCCGAGUUUUUCACAGUUGGGUCAAUACGAAUUAUUCAAAAUCUGCCAAAACAUCUAUGAAUUUCUGAUCAUGGUUGUUGUGGGCUUGCCGCGCGUCUCGGUGGUCGCCACCCAACAACUCUCUCCUCGCUCGAACCACCGAAGCAGAACUCAACAGCAGGGGGGAGGGCGAAUGUGAAGACGUGUAUUGACGUAUUCUGACAGCUUACAUAAGGCGGUAGAAGUGAGUGUCCGAGAUCAGACUGAAAUUGGACCAAUCAGAUGGUGUCCUUGAGUGGUUAGCACGCGGCCUGUAACGCCCAAUGGGCUAGACAGUGUUGUUUGACUAGACUGAGGUCACUUUUCGCGCGGAACCCGUAUGGGAAUGGUGUAAUCGCGUGUUAGCGAAGGUGGUCGGGGUUUCCUCUCUCUCCCUAUCGUUGAGACCUUUCCACGCUCGUCGUUCGUCGCUCGUACCCUCUCUUGUCAGCACAGUCUACGACCCUUGCCCGCAGUUGCCGACAGCGCUGCAAUCCCCAACCUGUGUCUAGCUGAUGUGACGGAACCACCUCCCACUCCAAGUGGAUAAUUUGUGCAGCGAAUCGUUUCCCUGUAUCGUAUUUUAUCUACUCCUACUUUUCUAUUCUUGUAUCCACGUAACAGUGAAUUUUAUAUACCUCGAACCCCCUCCCUUACUAUAUCCACAUACGCGUACCGAAGGGCCAUUCCUGGCAGCCUAUUCAACCGUGUGUACUGCCCUCGACUUCAUCGGACAGUACGGGCCGGACUUCCGACACAUUUGGCACUUUGGGCGGACCUCCAAUCCUGUCCAAAAUUGGCGAAUCGUCAGAGCGGCGUGUCAGAGAGUCGGCUAGGUCGGCUCCUCCUAACGGUGGGCACUGGGAAAAGUCCACCUACAGUAGGUGGGCUAACUCGUGAAAUGUCGACCGGAAUUCUGAAAUGCGCUUUCGACUCGAAAAGAUCAAUUAAGUGGGGUUGUAAAACUAGUCAGCCUGCAACAUAAUUCUAUAAUAUUUCAGUUGCCUCAGGAUGCCGGCUUCCGUAUGAGCUUCCUUCCGGCCACAUGCAAAAACUGUACUCUGUAAGUAAUGACUACUUAAGUAGCAUGGAUGUUCCUCAUUGAUUUUCGAUGUCCUUGAACAUUCAAUUAUAUUUCAUGGAAAACACGCAUAAAAAUAUUCAUUCUCGUACUCAUUUGGUAGAAAAUUACGUCUUCUUUUAAUUUUAUACGCGGAGAAGUGACAUAAUCCGGUUGUAAAAAAGUUUUUAAUUGUGGAAUUUUUAAAUACCGUAAAAUGGCCGUUCAUAAAUCAUCAUAUCUCUGCAUUUACCGAUGUGGCUUGUAAAGUUAACAAUAUGGAUCAAAUCCACUGUUUAAUUUUAUGAACCCCAUAUGGUCCCCCUUCAUUACGAUAGAGAAAUGUGUGGUUUUCUGUACGCGGAAAAUAUACGGCUUGUAGUUUCGAAACCCUGAAUUCAAGUGCGACGGUAGAGCCGGUUGAAAAUUAUUCGAGAAUUGGAAAAAAAUUUUAAACCGAAUUAUGUCCUUCCUUUGAGUAUAAAAUUAGAAGAAGACGCAAUCAUCUACCGAAUGAGCUAGAGAAUGAACAUUUUUAUGCAUGUUUUCCGUGAAAUAUAAUUGGACUUUAGAGACAUCGAAAGUCAAUGAGAAAAAUUCAUGCUACUCAAGUAAUCAUUUUUUGCAAAGUGUCGCGGGCUGACUAGUUCUAUAAACCUACUUAAUUGAUCUUUUCGAAACGAAAACGCAUUUCGGAAUUUCGGUUGACAUUUAAUGAGUUAGCCCACCUACUGUACACUGUGACGUGCACUUUCCAUUUCUUGAUCUCAUAGUUUGUUUUCUUGGAAUGAUCUUGUGCCGACAACAGGAUGCCUUCUUGGUUUCUCAGGAUCUUAUUCUACUAGUCGCGCUAGCAGCAACAGUGAACCCCGUACAUCCGCAAAACCGUCCCUGAUCAGCAUAUUUGGUUCAUGCCCCUUUUGCGGAGUUAAUCACGCGGUCCAAUAGCUUACGCAACUUUGACUUUCUUGGCGACGCCAACCCUGAACUGCCUUUGUGUGGAAUUUUAUGAUGUCAUUUGACCCCCCUUCCUUUGCAACCGAAACGAGGUUUACCGAAGCCUGCCCAAUUCUGAUGUGGCCUGUUGAGUACUGCACGGUGUGGUAGCCAGUCACUGAACUGAGUCGUGAGCCGGUCCAGUGAAUGGAAGGGGGCGCGUGUACCAGGCUUAUGCAAAGUUACUCGCGUCAUUCUCCUGUUUUUUUUUUUAUCUCCGUGGCAGCAAGCAAAACCCUACUUGACCCAACUCAUGAUGGAGGCUCAGCUCGUUCGACUAUGGAUCCAGUUCAACGUUCCACGAAUUGAAGACGGCAACAACUUCGGUGUCAGCAUCCAGGAGGAGGUUCUUUCAGAGGCCUCCGGCAUUGAACGCGAUGCUCUUACCUUCCUGGAUCAGUUUACAAGGUGAGUAAAUGGACGGGGGACCACCAUUCCCCCGUCUUGAAUGCCUUCUUUCUGUUACUCCAGAAAUAUCUCGAAAGACGCCCUUGAACAUUGUUGAUAUUUGUUAGAUUGUCUUAGUGCAAUACCGGUUCCUUCACUUGAGUAGAUGUACAGUGUCAGAAGAGUCUGAAUAACUCGGAUAUUCUUUGUGCUCCUACAGUAGUUAGUAGUAAGAUCAAGAGAGCAGAUAGAUAACUGGAAGAUGGGUCUGCAUUCGAGGUGAUUAGACCGGCGGUAUCGCCAAUGACACCGACAUGUGUUAGUCUGUUCAAAGUCGGGUAAGUCAAAAAAUAGGGCCGCGGGAAUCCACCAGCGAGGUUUGCUUAUAGAAAGCAUGCUCCGAUAAAAUCUUGUUACUAAUAAACUGUUAGUAGCAAAGUAGGAUUUGAGCACAACAUUUAGGUGUUUGUGUCAUUAGCACAUUUCCUAGGACCUUCGUUCUGACCCUAAACCCCAAUCACAAUUAACCUAUCAGUUAAUAGCCUAACCCUAUGGCAGAACUGAUCGAGACUGUGUGCGGUUUUAUUCUGAGGCAACCGUACUUCUGCGUGAGGCAAUACUUCUCUGCACAUUAAAUAUAAUCACUUCAAGUUCCUGUUACCGGUUUUGUUGAAAAUGAGAAAGCAUAGUCGAAAAACAGGAGGGAGAGAGAGAGAGAGAAAGGGUUUGGGGUUGACUAACUCAAUGUUCUUGUUUAUGAAGGACUGGAACAUUAGGCUGGAUUCAGACCUUAUAUAUUCCGAUUUGGGAUGGCGGUAUGACCUCCUCGCUGUUGGUAAUUUACUUAUUGAUCGCUUUUCGCGCGACGACCUGACAUUGAAUGGCUGCACACCUCUCUGAUCUCCACUCUUGUGCUUUCUUCUUGCAGAUACUACGCCUCGAGGGGAAAGCUAGUAGGCAAGGUCGCCAAGUUCCCACACAUUGAAGACUACCGGGAAUGCAUUCGAGAUAUGGAUGAAAAGCAGGCCAUCUCCGUGCGUUACGUGAUCAUGGAAAUUCGCAACCACUAUGUGCGUUCAUUGUUUUGAUUUGGUUUCUUCUUGUUCGCGGUGGAUAGGAUCGCUUCUUCCAUAUUUAUGCUAAAACUGCCAGAAAUAAGUUAUAGAUGUUUUGGCAGAUUUUUAAUAAUUCAUAUUGACCCAACUGUGGAAAACUCGGCGCCUUGGUGGGAUUCCAACCCACGCAGUAAGAGGAAGGCUUUAGUAUUGCCCACGCUCUAACAACAUAAGCUACGAGGUCCCGUUUUCCCCGUACUGUGUGGAUUCGAAUCCCACCGAGGCGCCGAGUUUUUCACAGUUGGGUCGAUAUGAAUUAUUCAAAAUCUGCCAAAACAUGAAUUACGUGAGCUUGGUAGUCAUCUGGUGGAUUCUAGGUGAAGUACUUAGAAAAUCCUGCUUGGAAAGUCAACUUACUGUAUCAGAUUUGGUGGAUUCCAGACGUUGCAGUAGGUUUGGCGAGUAAACAUGACCCAAAUAUCCUACAUCUUUUUUGUUUUAUUUUCGGAGCAGAGGAUGAAUUCGAGUUAAAAUUCUUUUCGGAUAUCAAGACUUCCCAUAGAUGUUUUGGGAGAUUUUUGAAUAAUUCCUAUUUAUCCAACUGUGAAAAACUUGACUCCUCGGUAGGAUUCGAACCCACAACUGUAAGAGGAAGGCUUUAGUGCAGCCAACGCUCUAACCACUUGAGCUACGAGGCCCCGCCGGACAACGCGAGUUUAAUCACAUUUGGGUCAAGUUACCCGUCCAACCAAAGCCUUCCCCUUACUGCGUGGGUUCGAAUCUCACCACGGCGCCGAGUUAAUCAAAAUAAUCGCCCCGAUUAACGAAUGGUUUUAUCAAGCGGGAGUUCGCACAUACUGAUCUCAAAACCCCCGACCUGGGCGGCAUGGACUCCACCAAUUGCCAUGUCGCUUAGCGAGCAGGCAGGGACAUUGGUUGGUCGUCGGCUGUUGAUGAGUGUAGGCGCAGUGGCAAUUAGAGGGUAGUACAACCACCCUUCUCUCCCGUAAAUUCGGCUUAGGACGGAUAGACUCCGUGAAUGAAUAUGUUUAUGUUAAACCAGAUUUGUGGCCACAUCUACGCGUGUCGGACCCUAAAUUCAUAGGAACCAAUCUUUAAGCAGUCUCUUAAAGGCCACAUUGAGAAUGAAUCAUCGCUGCCUGGGCACUUUAGGUUCUUUGCCGGCAAGUCCUGACGUUCUGCAUCUCGUGGUAUGAAACCUCUUCGCUGAGUCGGCAGUGCAUAUGCUCUGUAUCAAUUGAACAACUGUCUAUACUGGGUUAUCUCUUUGAAAGCGCUCUAUUUAGGCAUCUGACUGACAGACGUCUGCGCACUAGGCUAAUGAGUAUAAUGUACAACAUUUUAGGUGUUAGGCCACAUACUGUUUGUAGAGAGAGACCGUAGGCCUUCGUAACUAGUCCCACCUCUACCAUUCCCUGAGAACACGAUAUUGAAAUGGAGCACUGACUAGAUUUAUGCAGUCCAAGAGCGACUCAUGGCUUACAGUAGGUUGGCUAACACAUGAACUGUCAACCGAAAUUCCGAAAUGCGUCUUCGUUUCAAGAAGAUUAAUUAGGUACGGUUGUAAAAAUAAUCAGCCUGCAACAUAAUUUUAUAAUUCUUCAGUUACCUCAGAAUGCCGGCCUUCGAAUUAACUUCCUUCCGGCUGCAUGCAAAAACUACACUCAGUAAAAAUGACUACUUAUGUAGCAUGAAUUUUUCUCACUGAUUUUCGAUGCCCCUAAAAGUCCAAUUAUAUUUCAUUGAAAACAGGCAUAAAAUAUUCCUUUUUUGCUCAUUUAGUAGAUAAUUACGUGUUCUUUUAACUUUAUACUCGAACGAGGGACACAAUUCGGUUUUAAAAAGGUUUUCCAAUUCCCGAAUAAUUUUGAACCCGCUCUACCGUUACACUCGGAUUCAGGGUUUUGAAACUACAAGCCGUAUAUUUUCCGCGUACGGAAAACCCCACAUUUCUCUACGGUACUAAAGGGGUACCAUAUAGGUUUCAUAGAAUUUAGCGGUGGAUUUGAAUCCUAUUGUUAACUUUACAAGCCACAUUGGUAAAUGCAGAGAUAUGACGAUUUAUGAACGGCCAUUUCACGGUAUUUAAAAGUCCUACAGUUGGAAGUUUUGUUAAAACCGAAUUUCGUCCCUACUUCGAGUAUAAAAUUAGAAGAAAACUUAAUUUUCCACCGAAUGCGUAAAAGAAUGAAUAUUCUUAUGCAUGUUGGCCAUGAAAUUUAAUUGAAUUCUUAAGGGCAUUGAAAAUCAAUGAGAACAAUUCAUGCCACACAAGGAACUGCAUCAAUUGUUGCUUUAUUAUUUUCUCCAUAAUCUUGCAGCAAAUGGAGGCGAGGCUGUUAGGUCUGUAAUUGUUCGCAGAGACCCGACUUCCGCCCUUACACAGCGGCGUAAUCCACGCCGACUUCCAGUCGGGUAAAACUGCUCCCCGACCGGGAGUCGAACCCGAGCUGCCUGGGUGAGAGCCACGAACCCCAACCGUUUGCCCUCGAGUUCGCUCUGUUUACUCCGAAAAUUGGAGUCUCCGACCCAUCGCCUUUUGUUGCCAGUUUUGACCAAUCAACCACCCCCCAGUUGACGCUUGACCUUGAAUAUUUAAUAUGUUUUACUACUUCCUUUCAGGCCGUCCUUCAUGACCUGAUCGUUAAGAACAUUGACCGCAUCAAGGUUCCGCGCUCCAACAAUACCAUUAGCAUGUACUAA